Messenger RNA from Camellia sinensis, 2394 nucleotides. RefSeq lists its product as uncharacterized. The record is from RefSeq and is a predicted model, not a curated record. NCBI's taxonomy places the organism in Eukaryota, Viridiplantae, Streptophyta, Magnoliopsida, Ericales, Theaceae.
ACUCACCACUCGUUCCCAUUCAUGCCCCUCUAGCGAGAGAGAGGUCGUUUGAUUUUCUAUCCCAUUUCUAGAGAGAGAAGGUUGGGUGGUGUGGGUGGGUCGAACAGCGUGUUGAAGGAAAGGGUCUUCUUCUUCUUCUUCGCCCUCCUUCUUUGACUCUCAAAUUCCUUCAUUCCCAUUCCCCUUUCCCUUUUUUUUUUUUUUUUUUUUUUCCUUCUUGAAUUUUCUCUUCGCUUGUCUUCUCAUCAUUUAAUUCAUUCAUGUUCUGAAAGUUCAUGUCCUGUCUAGAACAGAUUAAUUGAAGUAUAAUAUUGUUUAAUUGUGCCCACUCACAGUUCCCACAAAAUAAGAACUUGGUUAUGAGAGUUUUCUAUGGAAAUAUGAGUCAUUCUGCCUAUUCUUCUGCACAGAACCUUCGACCCAAUUCGUUCUAGACUAUCAUCGAUCCAUGCCAUUCUCCUUAAUAUAAUAAUCUCCUAAUAUCUAUCUUCCUUUUUUUAAUCCCUCGAUUUACCCAUCCAGCUCAUUCAAUUGGGAAUGUUCUUUUAAUCUGUUCCUCAAAUUCCUAUAAACACAGAUAUGUUUGUAUUCUUUAUAUAAAAUUAUUGGCCACUUUUUUAACCCAUCAAUCUUGUUUGUUUCGAAAUGGGUUGCGCCACUUCGAAGCAACAACCGGUAUGCCGGAACUGCCAGGCGCCGUGCUCGCCGAUUCAGCGGAGCUACUCAAUGCACACCCACCACCAUCAUCACCACCACCGAUCAAAGCAAGGCCGAGACGCCUACCACGUCGUCGCUCUCACCUCCUCUACGUUGGGCUCUCUCAUGCUCGAUGCAAUCAAUCACAAUCACCAUGACAACGGAGACAACAAAGCUCCUGAAAAUGAGAAUAUAAAUGGCGGUGGUAGUGGUGGUGAUGAGAUUGUCCACGAUAAGAGAAGCAAGGAGUUUUCAAUGGGGAUGAUUGAGGCAAAAACAUGGUCCAACAUGAUCAAUGAAAAGAUACCCAAAAUUGUUCCGAAAACGCCAGUGAUAACGCCUCCGGGCGAACCAGAGACGAUCAAUACAUGGGAAUUAAUGGAAGGAUUGGAAGAUACUAGCCCUCUUCGAAUUCCUCCUAACCUCAAAAGUUUUUCAUUCCAUGUCGCCCCUAAUUCAGCUCCUUCUCCAUUUGAUCUUUCCGGAUCGAGACUCCAAGAAAAUCUCCAAACACCUCCUCAGCCAAUGUGGCUCGAGAUGCUCGAUAAUAAAUCAAAUUCCAAUUCCACUUCCACUUCCAAUUCCAAUUCUAAUACCAAUUCCAAUGCAGCAUCUAUAAUUUCCGAGUUCGAUCCGGAUGUCAUUUCCACAUUCAGAAAAGCUCUGGAAGAGCUCCCUGCGGCGAACCCAUUUCACCUUAAGCCAUUGGAGGGAGAGAAAGUUAAUGGCGAUGUCACUGACUUUAAUUUCAUUCCUCAGAGUAAAGACAGGGUUGUGUUGUACUUCACCAGCCUAAGAGGUGUGAGGAAGACAUAUGAAGAUUGUUGCUAUGUUCGAGUCAUUUUGAAAGGAACCGAUGUUCGAAUCGAUGAGAGAGACCUAUCGAUGCAUUCGGGGUUCAAGGAUGAGCUGAAAGAGCUACUGGGAGAUGGGUUUAAUGGUGGUGGAUUGCCAAGGGUGUUUGUUGGGAAAAAGCUUAUUGGUGGGACUGAGGAAAUACGGCGAUUGCACGAAGAUGGACAGCUUGAGAAGCUAUUGGAAGGCUGUGAAAAGGUGGAUGAUGGCGGGGGAGUUUGUGCGGCUUGUGGGGAUACAAGGUUUGUGCCAUGUGAGACUUGUUCAGGGAGUUGUAAGGUAUACUAUGAAGGUGAUUAUGAUGAAGAAUGUGAUGAGAGUGAGUAUGGUUUUCAAAGAUGCCCUGAUUGCAAUGAGAAUGGAAUCGUACGUUGCCCAAUGUGUUGUGAUUAAAAAGGCAGCUUAUACAACACAUUGGGCAACGUACGAAGAUGCCCUGAUUAGCGUUCCUAUUCCUAAUGCCAGAAACAAUAUCUUGCCUCCGCAAAUCUUGACCGCUCUUUAGCCAAUUUUUCCUUGGUUCGUUUUUCUUCUUCUUGUUUGUUUUUGUGUGAGUUGGUGGUUGUAUAGAGAGGAGUUUUGAUUUGUUGAAGUGGAGAUUUAUACCGAUUUGUAGAUGCGAACAUUUGUGAAGGAUUGAUAAUAUCGGUGAUUGAAUAUUUCAGUGAUCGUAGCGCUGUUAUGAGAUAGUUGCAGGUGAAGAGAGUGACUAAUGUGGUCUAGGUAGGUUUUCCCCCCACCUCCAGGGAUCUGUGUCAUGUAUACAAGGACUUGUAAUAUUUUCCUCAUAUACAUUAUCAUAUUUCCAGAAAAAAAAUGAUGAGAUAGCUAGCCUUGUAAGAA